GUCCGUCGCAUAACAGUCCGACAGUCUCGGUCCGUCCACAACGUACCUACUACGUACCGCUAAAAUAUUAUAUCAAUUUAAUCAAGUUACUGCGUUCAACUGUAUUCGCACUUUGCACGCCGUUUCGCUAUCGUUCGUCGGGUCACAUACACGAUCAUCGUUGAGAAACAACAUUUAGUCAUGGCACUCGCAGUGGUCUCAACUCAUCUGUAUCCUUUGGAAAACGCCGUGGAACAUCACACUGACCGCUUUGAAUUGCUACAGGAUGGAUCAACAGCCAUAUUUCGCCGUGGACAACCAUUUUAUUUAGGAAUUAAGUUUAAUAGACUAUUCGACAAAACCCAAGAUAUCGUUAGAAUUGUUUUGGUAACAGGACCAACCCCAGCUCCGGCCAAAGGCACGAGCGCGGCGCUUAUAAUCAAAGAAAAAGAGGACCUGAUCGCCGACAGAUGGGACGGCCGGUUCAGCGGCUUUACCGGGUCCACCGUCACUAUACAGGUACAAAUACCGCCGUUUGCUCCUGUUUCCGUGUGGAAAAUGAUCGUGCAUACGGCCCGGAAGGGCGUAGCCGGAGUCAAUCAACAUCAAAUCGACACAGCCAUUUACGUACUGUUCAACCCCUGGUGUCCGAACGACGGCGUUCACCUGAACGACAACGAACAGUUAGACGAAUAUGUGCUCAACGACAACGGAAAAGUAUGGCAAGGCACGUACAAAGAACCCAAAGGAUACCAAUGGUUCUUCGGACAGUUCGAAUCGGUAGUCUUGCCGUCUGUUAUGAUGCUACUCGACAGAUCGUCUAUCCCGCAUCAUGACCGAGCUGAUCCGGUGAAAAUGGCCAGAUGCAUUUCGGCAAUUACGAAUAACGUGGACGAUAAUGGUCUAGUCGAGGGCAAAUGGGACGGUGCAUUCGAAGACGGCACCAGUCCAUUCGCAUGGAUAGGCAGCACUCCAAUUUUUGAAGAGUUUUACAAUACUCAACUACCCGUGAAGUACGGACAAUGUUGGGUAUUUUCCGGUGUCAUUGUUACAAUUUGUAGGGCACUAGGAAUACCGUGUCGGUCGGUGACCAACUACAUGUCAGCACACGACACGAACGCUAGUCUAACAAUCGAUACUUAUAUCGAUGUGAAUGGUGAGAAGCUCAACAAUCACCCGGGAAGCUACACAAAUGACUCGUGCUGGAACUUCCACGUAUGGAACGAUGUGUGGAUGACCAGACCUGACUUGCCCAAUGGUUACGGUGGAUGGCAGUCGAUCGACGGGACGCCGCAAGAGACGAGCGACAGUAUGUACAGAUGUGGUCCUGCACCCGUUGAAGCAGUCCGGCGGGGUGAAGUCAACAUCGGAUUCGACACGACGUUCGUGUACACGGAAGUGCGGGCCGACAUGUGCGUUUUCAAAGAAUCGGAAGACGGAUUUUGGUCCAGAGUGAAAACGAUACCAAAUUACGUCGGAAAACUAAUCGUGACGAAAAAAAUCGGACAAGAAGUAUUACCUGAAAUUGAAGACAUGGAAGAUAUUACUGAAAUCUACAAAAAUCCUUUCGACUCGCCGGAAGACAAAAUGGCCGUAAAAAAAGCCAUUAAAGUGGUUCCGAUCGCUCAGGAGAUAUAUGACAUGGAGGACUCACAAAUCGAAGAUGUCGAGUUCAAGCUUUUCGACAUCGAACAGAUCACACUAGGCGAAAGCUUCAAAAUCGCGAUCAGCAUACACAACACGUCAUCGGAACCGCGAUCCAUUUCCAUCGUACUAUCAGCAUCGUCGAUCUUGUACACCGGCACAACAAUCCACAAGUUGAAAAGAAGCGAAGCGAACAUCGUCCUGAAACCCAACCAAAGAGAAAACAUCCACACUUUCGUGAAGCCGUCAGAGUACAUGGAAAAAAUGUCGUCGAACAGUUUAAUAAGAAUAACGGGUGUAGCCAACGUUCAAGGCACGGAACAGUUGUGGAACCAAGAUGAUGAUUUUGUAGUACAAAAACCACAACUCAACGUAGAACUUAAUUCACAACUUCAAGUUAACAAACGAUGUGAAGCAACUUUUUCGUUCACUAAUCCUCUCUCAGUCACUCUAACAGACUGCACAUUCAGUAUUGAAGGCCCAGGAAUCCAUAAAAUCAUCAAAUUCAGAGAUGUAAAACCUAACGAAAAAUAUGUCACAUAUAAGGAAGUUUUUACACCAGAACAUGACGGACAACGAACUGUCACGGUGUCUUUCAAUUCAAAACAACUCACAGACAUCAAAAACACCAUAACUGCCACAGUAUUACCAUAA
Melanaphis sacchari is the source of this 2277-nucleotide messenger RNA. Its product is annotated as hemocyte protein-glutamine gamma-glutamyltransferase-like. The transcript is spliced from 14 exons. Gene Ontology annotation, biological process: peptide cross-linking. Lineage: Eukaryota; Metazoa; Arthropoda; Insecta; Hemiptera; Aphididae. The record is from RefSeq and is a predicted model, not a curated record. Gene Ontology annotation, molecular function: protein-glutamine gamma-glutamyltransferase activity. Bases 181 to 2277 code for a protein of 698 amino acids.